GCCCUAUCAAGCGUGCAUCGCGAAAGAUGAGUUUGCAGGUGAACAGCUGCAAGUGAUUGGCCAGAAGUACUUGCGUCGCUUCCAAAUGCUUGAGAAGAGCCGGGUGCGUGAGCUGCUUGCUCCGGGCAGCCUGGAGAUCAUGUCCAUCGCCACCUACCGUGUGAUCACGGCCAUGGGUGGGAAGGCUGAUGCGCUGACUCUGCAGGAGGUGAAGCAUGAGAAUUCGGAGCAUCAGGCGGCUGGCAUGUCUCCGGAUCAGGUCCUGUGGCAAAAGCUCCUCGACACCUUGCGCCGUGACGAGCGCUGUCGCGAGCGCCGCGAACGCGCGGAGGACGCGCUGGGCAAGGCGUUCUUGACGGUCUCCGAAGACACGGAUCCCGAGUAUCCGCCCUACCUGAAGAGCCUUAAUGCUGAAUCGUCCACACAGGAUUUCCGCAGGCAUGGCAUCACGGUACAAGAUGCGAUUGCCCGCUUGGUCCAGCACUGCGAAGCAAAUCUGCAAGACCUGUCAAGCCUACGGCGUACCAUGAGGAUCCUGCUCGCGAUGAUCCGAGUGGUGCGAGACGCCAGUGGACUCUGGACGGUCGCGUUGCGGGAGAUGGACUAUCUCCCGCCAGAGCGAAGAAGGACAGACUGA
This is a messenger RNA of Durusdinium trenchii, 637 nucleotides long. The record is from the annotation of a GenBank genome assembly. Lineage: Eukaryota; Dinophyceae; Suessiales; Symbiodiniaceae.